Molecule: messenger RNA, 3079 nt
Organism: Anneissia japonica
Lineage: Eukaryota; Metazoa; Echinodermata; Crinoidea; Comatulida; Comatulidae
Product: guanine deaminase-like
Biological process (GO): guanine catabolic process
Cellular component (GO): cytosol
Molecular function (GO): zinc ion binding; guanine deaminase activity
Source: RefSeq, a predicted model, not a curated record
CGCACUAUAAGAUCCAGCGGUUAGUUUGGUAGAACUAUCGGUAGGCCUACCACGAGCAAAUAUGGAUAUCAUAUUUUGUGGAACACUUAUGCACUCUACGAAGGAAAAUGCAUUAGAGAUACUAGAAGACCAUUACAUUGGAAUAAAGAACGGACAGAUAAAGUUUGUGGCUGACCGUGAUGGUUUCGACAAAAUACGUUCUGAUUACGAUUUACGAACCGUUCGACAUCUUAAAAGAGGACAAUUUCUGAUACCGGGAAUGAUCGAUACUCAUAUACACGCUCCUCAAUACCCAAACGCUGGAACAAAAAUGGACUUGCCUCUAUUAGAUUGGCUCGACAAAUAUACCUUCCCAUUAGAGUCCAAAUUUUCUAAUCCAGAAUUUGCUGAGAGUUGUUACCGCAAACUGGUGGCUCGGACUUUAAGAUGCGGUACAACUACGGCUUGUUACUUUGCUACGAUCCACGCAGACAGUUCGUUAAAACUUGCAGAAAUAUGUGGUGAGUUUGGACAGAGAGCCUACAUUGGUAAGGUUAGCAUGGACAUAUCAUCUCAUAAUAAUUACAAAGAGACUACCGAAGAUUCGAUUCGGGACACACGAUGGUUCAUCGAAGCAGUGCAAAACCUUAACAAUUCGCUACUAACACCUUGUGUUACUCCUCGAUUUGCUGUAAAUUGCACGCCGUCGCUUUUAAGUGCACUUGGGAAGAUAGCUAAAGAAUAUGGAGGAUUACCAAUCCAGACUCACAUAAACGAAACGGUUCGGGAACAAGAAAGUGUUCUUAAACUUUUCCCAACACACACGUGUUACGCAGACGUCUAUGAUUCGUUUGGUUUGCUAACAGAUAAGACUGUAAUGGCUCACUGUGUAUUCAUGCAAGAUGACGAGUUUGAUUCAUUCAAAACAAAUGGAACAGGAAUUGCACUAUAGAGAGUGGCAUAAUGGACCUUCGGAAGACUCUGAACAAAGGCGUUAAGACGGGACUUGGAACAGAUAUCUCUGGUGGUUACAGUGCUUCAAUACCGGCAGUCAUUCGUGAUGCAAUCGUAGCCUCCAAAACACUUGCAAUGGACAAGUCUACAAGCUCCUACAAAUCUGUUGACUUUAAAGAAGCAUUUCGUCUGGCCACAUUAGGCGGAAGCCAAGUUUUAGGACUAGAUGACAGAAUUGGAAAUUUUGAAGUUGGAAAGGAAUUUGACGCUCUAUUGGUCGACCUUACUGUACCUUGUAGUCCAUGUGAUAUAUUUGCAUUCGACACAACAGAGGAGCUUCUGCAAAAAUUCAUUUUCAUCGGAGAUGAUCGGAACAUCGUCGAGAUAUACGUAAACGGUCACAUGAUCAAUGAUCCGCGCAAUCACGUGAGAGAAUAAUAAAAUAAACAAAAUUGGAUGUUUGUUAAUUUUCGCUGUUUUUUCCACUGAUCUUUAUUAUUGCAACUGUUCUAUCAAUAGGUAUAAUCAUGAUAUAAUAAAUACAAUUUUACAAUAAGGCUUAUACUUUUUUAAUGAGCAAUCAACAUUUUUUAAAGUACAUUGAGACCUACCUACAUAUACCUACCUUGUCUACAUUGUCCUCUGCAAGUUAGCAGGUCCAUUAAAUAUUAGUCAUGUAUUCCACUCCUAUCUAUUAAGUGAUUUAUCUUUUAAUUCAUAUUUAUUCCAUUUAAAUACAAUUGUUAUUAUAAAUAUAAAUAUAUAGGCCUAAUUGUUAUUUUUCGUUUUUCGGUAUUAGUAUCUAACUGUUUUUCUUUAAAUGUAAUGUAUAUUAGGUGCUAUGUUUGUAUUUAUGUAUAAAAAUAAUUAUUUAUAGCCUAUAUUUUCAUUUUGUAUUUCGUUGGCAUGAGUAGAAUUCAGAACACAGACAUGAAGAAGCUAUCUAUUUGGGUACAAUAUUUAAAAGAAAAAUAUAUAUAUAUAUGGUUUUGGAGAAUAUGCAUACAGUUCACGUGUAUCAUUUGUUAAGUGUGUAUACUGGAGAUAAUAUUAUUACAUAUCAAAAUAUAAUACUUAUAGAUUAUGAUGUAGGUCAUUAUAUCUCAUUCGAAGAUUUAUCUGAAACUUUUGGCCCCAUUUCCGCAGCGAAAAAAAUAAUAAAAAGGCUGCUUUCCAAAAAUGUAUACGUAAUAAGUGCUGCGGAAACACGGCCUAAGACAUAACAGGUUUGAACCACCCUUUUUAAAUUUACUUAUCUAAAUGAUUCCACACUUGGACAAGGAGUAAUGGCCUCUGCCCGGGGACUAGCCGAGAGCGGGGAGGGGAGCAUAAAUAAUUCAAUGUUACACCUUACCCCAGUGUCUGACGAAGUUUUCUGUCAUGUUGAGUGGACCGACCAAAUCGGGUGAUUGUAGAGUAGGUGACAGGAAGAGCCACAAGGGCCAGGGAUUUAUUACAAUUUGUUAUUACCCACCUUCCUAGAAUUUUCUUUUAUGCCUGGGUAUCUUAGUAGGAAAGCGUUAUCGUAAGCACAUUGAAGCCCUACCCCCCCCCCCCCAACCACACAUACCUGUGCCAGUCGUAUAUACGAUAACAACAUAUUUUGAAAAAUCAAUUAAAAUGAUAGAAAAGUCAUGAAAAUACGAUAAAAUCGUUGUUAUUACGAUUUUACCGUUUUCCCAUGAUUAUGACGUCAUUUGAAUUGAUUCGUGAAAUUAUUUUUUAUUGUAUACACGAUAAGUCGUUAUCGAAUUUUCUAGUAUAAAAACUUCCCAUAUUUCCAUAUUUCUUUUAUUUUCUAUAUGAACAAUUGCUUUUUAGCUUUUUAUCGUUAUCGAUCUUUGCAAGUAUAAACAGGCCUUUAUAAUGCUCUUGUGUAUUGCUUUAAUAUUUAUCAAGAUGUUUGCAAAUUCAAGUUUGCUUGCUUUGACGAAUUUGAUGACGAAAGCAUCACAGACACGCAUACGCACCUGUCCAUUGCAAAGGUUUCUAUUGCUUUACUUUACAACAUAGGAAACAAAAAGGACUAAUGGUUUUAGCAUAGAGAAAAUAUUUUCUCUAUGAGUAUAUUAAGCCUAUGUAUUUUUUAUUAAUGUAAAGACGGAAGAUAUGAAAUAAAUAUGAUAGGCAAUUGAUGUAACAAUAA